GCGGAUUUUCGGUUUUGAUUCAAGGUUUUUACAAAAAAAUUCAUUAAUAGUAAAGGGAUUACAACUUUUUUAUACAACAAGUAAAUCACACAUAGAUGUUCACACUCGUCUGUGUGAAAAGAAAAUCACACAAUCAAAGAGCAGAAUCUGCUCUAACAGAUUGAUUUUGAAGGAUUACAGCUCUGCGUGUUCAACCGCUAAGUUAAUGGCAUCUGGUUAAGUAACGUGAAAGAAAUGAACCACAGAACUCUUGAUUGUUCAUUGUCUUAACUAAGAAAAUGGCAAUGAAUCAGUUAUUCAGGAAGUAAAUGCUUUUGUUUCAUAUUUCACUGACGUGUCAUAAGCUCAGAGGAACAUAUAUAAAACCUGAACAAAUUAGUGGCAUCACACAAGAACAGGGAGCAGUCACCUGAAGCAGCGCCUUACACAUUAGACCAUUGCUUGGGGUUCAAGAACCAGCCAUAAUGGGCCACAAACAAAUCUUUAAAGUUUUAUUGACAUUUAUAGUGGUAAUAAAGCUUUUGAGUACACCAGUUACUGCCACAACAACUGGAGUUUCAACAACAUUUGGAAGUUCGACUACUAUUGGGGUGUCAACCACGACUGGAGGUUCAACCAUAACUGGGGAAAUUACAAGUAGAGGAUCAGCGAUGACUGGGGUACCGACAACAACUGGUGGCGCAACAGCAACUGGAGUUUCAACAACACCUGGAAGUUCCACAACUCCUGGGUCAACUACAACUAAGGCAUCAACAACAACUGAAGGUUCAGCCAUAACUGGGGAAACUACAGUUGAAGGAUCAGCGAUGACUGAGGCAUCAACAACAACUGGUGGUGCAACAGAAAGUGAUGUAUCAACAACAAUUGGAGUUUCAACAACACCUGGAAGUUCCACUACUACUGGGACCUCAGCCACAAGUGAAGAUUCAACCACAACUCCUGGGUCAACUACAACUAAGGCAUCAACAACAACUGAAGGUUCAACCAUAACUGGGGAAACUACAAUUGAUGGAUCAGCGAUGACUGAGGUAUCAACAACAACUGGUGGUGCAACAGAAACUGGAGCAUCAACAACAACUGGAGUUUCAAUAACAACUGUUGGUUCAACAACUGUGAGCACUACAACAUCAAUGAUGACUGCACCUACAAAUACAACCUCAGUGACUCCUACAACCACCACACCUGUAAUCAUGGCUUCAAACACAACUGUGAGCACUACAACACCAAUGAUGACUACAGUUACAAAUGCAAUCACAGCAAAUGUUACAAACACCACACCUAUAACAAAUACAUCUAUGGUGCCUACAACAGCUUCAACUACACCUGUAAACACUACAACACCAAAGAUCACUGCAAAUACAAACACAACCACAACGACUCCUACAACCAACACACCUGUAACAACUACAACAGCUGAGCCAGUAACACGAGUAUUACUGACAUUCACCUCAGAUGAAACAUUCACACAAGACUUGGCUAAUUCUACAUCUACAGCAUUUAUAAAUCGAAGCAGGCUCAUAGAGACAACACUUACACCUUUUUACAGUGCAACAUUUGAUUCAUUCCAGUCAUUGAGAGUUGUUGCAUUCAGAAAUGGAUCCAUCAUCAGUGACAUUGAAAUACGGUUUGCAUCUACAUCAGUGCCUAAUGUAACUGAGAUUGCAAAUGUUUUGAUCAAUGCAGCCUCAAACAUAACAGCCUUCAACAUUACCACAACCUCUGUUGUUGUCCGUGAAAUAGUAGCUUCAACUACAACUGUGAGCACUACAACACCAAUGAUGACUACAGUUACAAACGCAAUCACAGCAAAUGUUACAAACACCACACCUAUAGCAAAUACAUCUAUGGUGCCUACAACAGCUUCAACUACACCUGUAAACACUACAACACCAAUGAUAACUACCCCUACAAACACAACCACGAUGACUCCUACAACCAGCACACCUGUAACAACUACAACACCUGAGCCAGUAACAGGACUAUUGCUGACAUUCACCUCAAAUGAAACAUUCACACAAGACUUGGAGAAUUCUACAUCUACAGCAUUUAUAAAUCGAAGCAGGCUCAUAGAGACAACACUUACACGUUUUUACAACACAGCAUUUAAAACGUUCCGGUCACUGAGAGUGAUUUCAUUCAGACGUGGAUCAAUUAUCAAUGACAUGAGUAUUGGGUUUGCAUCUUCAGCUGUGCCUAAUUUAACUGAGAUUGCAAAUGUUUUGAUCAAUACAGCCUCAAAUAUAACAGCCUUCAAUGUUACCACAGACUCUGUUGUUGUCUGUGAAAUAGUAGCUUCAACUACAACUGUGAGCACUACAACACCAAUGAUGACUACAGUUACAAACGCAACCACAGCAAAUGUUACAAACACCACACCUAUAGCAAAUACAUCUAUGGUGCCUACAACAGCUUCAACUACACCUGUAAACACUACAACACCAAUGAUAACUACCCCUACAAACACAACCACAAUGACUCCUACAACCAGCACACCUGUAACAACUACAACAGCUGAGCCAGUAACAGGAGUAUUGCUGACAUUCACCUCAAAUGAAACAUUCACACAAGACUUGGCUAAUUCUACAUCUACAGCAUUUAUAAAUCGAAGCAGGCUCAUAGACACAACACUUACACCAUUUUAUAGCAUGGCAUUUAAAUCAUUCCGCUCACUGAGAGUGAUUUCAUUCAGAAGUGGAUCAAUUAUCAAUGAAAUUAACAUUGGAUUUGCAUCUUCAGCAGUCCCUAACAUAACUGACAUUGGAAAUGUUUUGAUCAAUGCAGCCUCAAACAUAACAGUCUUCAACAUUGACACUGCCGGUGUUGUUGUCAAUGGCACAAUGGUGAAUAGUGGAGUGAUCCACAAGAGCAGUCUCCUCACUGCAUCCUGUAUGGUGCUGCUGUCAUGGCUCAUGUCAGGCCACCAAUAAGAUGUCCUGAUGCUCUUGUGGAAUUCCUUUUGGAAAUGUCUGCUGUGAUUGGCUAUGAAAAAAGGACGUUGUUCACACUGAAAAUCCAAGAGGACCUUCUGGUAAAGUGCAAAGAAUGGCUUCACAAGAAUUAGAUAUUAAAUUGGGUAAUACACACAACAAUAAUGAAGCAUAUUUGUAAAAGCGCAUCUACUUCAUCAUUGCAUAGUAAGUAGGAGCUGGAAUCCCAUCUAUGAUGGAAAUAACUGGAUCCACUGAAAGGUUAAUGAGUGUAAUGUGUGUCAUUAAUGAGUAAUACCAUAUGAAAUUGAGAUAAGAAUUUGUGAUCUGUAAUCUCUGCACUCCUUCUCACUGCACAGCUCCUCCAUCAAAUGGACAGUUUGACUGACUGUGGGAUAAACCUGAAACAUAAGCUAUGUGAAUAACGUCCUGUAUGAUUACCCAAUUAUGUUUCAUAUGUUUAAAUCUAUUUAUAGUGUGUGUGAAUUUGCAUUUAUUUUGUAUCAUUACAAUACAGCAUAGUAAUAAUAAAAAAAUACAAGUAGGUUACGCAAGUUAGGAAUA
This is a messenger RNA of Oreochromis niloticus (Nile tilapia), 3491 nucleotides long. RefSeq lists its product as uncharacterized. NCBI's taxonomy places the organism in Eukaryota, Metazoa, Chordata, Actinopteri, Cichliformes, Cichlidae. The record is from RefSeq and is a predicted model, not a curated record. The transcript is spliced from 13 exons. Bases 465 to 2927 code for a protein of 820 amino acids.